This is a messenger RNA of Agelaius phoeniceus (red-winged blackbird), 1895 nucleotides long. It is a transcript of the gene SSTR3, whose product is annotated as somatostatin receptor 3. The record is from RefSeq and is a predicted model, not a curated record. Gene Ontology annotation, cellular component: plasma membrane; neuron projection. Gene Ontology annotation, biological process: neuropeptide signaling pathway. Gene Ontology annotation, molecular function: neuropeptide binding; somatostatin receptor activity. Lineage: Eukaryota; Metazoa; Chordata; Aves; Passeriformes; Icteridae.
GCAUCCCCAUCCCGCAUCCCCCUCCCGCGCCAGGCACGGCGGGGGCGAUGGGCAAGCCCGGCCAGAAGGACUCGAGCCUCCGGCAGCGCCCGGCGGGGCUCGCUCCCCACGGGAGCGCUUUGCUCUGUCGCGUUUGAGAAAGGGGAAGGGGAAAAGCAUGACACGGAUUCUCCCGGGGAAGCGGAGGAAAAUGUACAUCCCGACGACAUGUAAGUACCCGGCGGCUCUGGCCGCUCUUCCCGGAUGUCUCCCGCGGGCAUGAGUCCACGCAGAAGUUAAGUCUGCAGUUCCAGAGAAGAAAACCUGCCGACCACCCCUCGCUCUCGACCCUCCAACUCUGCCAGUCCAGCCUGGUCCUUACGGGAGAGCUCAGCCCCGAGCUCCAGAUUGCUAACUGAUCCUGCAAGGACACUGCCCCCUGCCCUCUUCCCUGCCUCUGCUAUGGACACUUCUGCUUUUAGCCUCCCCACACCGGCAGUGUUGGAGGAGGGGAAUGCCUCCAAUAGCUGGGCAGGCUUCACUACCCCCAACAGCUCCUCCACUGUCAGCCCUGGUGUAGUUGUCAGCGGUGUCCUCAUCCCCGUGGUCUACCUCAUUGUCUGUGUGGUGGGGCUGGCUGGGAAUUCCCUGGUCAUUUAUGUAGUCCUACGGCACUCCGUGAGCGAGUCGGUGACCAACGUGUACAUCUUGAACCUGGCCCUAGCUGAUGAGCUCUUCAUGCUGGGCCUGCCCUUCCUGGCUGCACAAAAUGCCCUGUCCUACUGGCCGUUUGGUUCUUUCAUGUGCCGCCUGGUGAUGGCCGUGGAUGCCAUCAACCAGUUCACCAGCAUCUUCUGCCUGACGGUGAUGAGCGUUGACCGCUACCUGGCUGUGGUCCACCCCGGCAAGUCCUCCAAAUGGAGGACAGCACGGGUGGCCAAGGCCGUGAGUGUAACCGUGUGGGUGCUGUCUUCCAUAGUGGUGCUGCCUGUGGUUGUCUUCUCAGAUGUCCCUUUAGGGAUGAGUACAUGCCACAUCCAGUGGCCAGAGCCUGCCUCAGUGUGGAGAGCUGGCUUUAUCGUCUACACUGCCACCCUGGGCUUCUUUGGACCACUGCUGGUGAUUUGUCUCUGCUAUCUCCUGAUUGUAGUGAAGGUUCGCUCCUCUGGCAGGCGGGUGAGGGCUCUGUCCUCCAAGCACAAGCUUUCAGAGCGCAGAGUGACCCGCAUGGUGGUGACUGUGGUGGCUGUCUUCGUCCUUUGCUGGCUUCCCUUCUACGUCCUCAACAUAAUCAAUGUUGUGUGCCCACUGCCAGAGGAGCCAUCCCUCUUUGGAGUCUACUUUCUUGUGGUGGUGCUGCCGUAUGCCAACAGCUGCGCCAAUCCCAUCAUCUAUGGCUUCCUCUCCUACCGCUUCAAGCAGGGCUUCCGCAGGGCCAUCUUCAGGCCAUCCCGCCGAGUCCAGAGCCAGGAGGUGCCAGCAUGCCCCCCAGAGAAGAUUGAUGAUGAAAGGGAAGAGGGUGAGAUCAGCAAGAUCACCAGGAACGGAAACGACAGGCAGGAGCGCCCUCUAAGCAGUGGAGAAGGAAAAAGCAAUGAGCAAAAACCACUCCCCGAGGAGCCUGCGGGAUGCGAAAAGAGCAGCAAGUUGCAUGUCAGUUAUUUAUGAUGAAAGGGGUGGUGCAGGGGAAAGAGACAUCAGGACAUGGGAUCCCCUUCACCUGCUCUGCUUUCAAAGGCAAUGGGAGAUGAUGCAAAGGAAUAAUAAAGUCCAAGAGUAGGCUUAAAGAUGAAUAGGGCUCCAUGAUCUUGUGGAAAAAGCAAGGCAUUGUUCUUGGCUUUGGAAGAGACACCUGAGGUUUGUGUGGUACCAGUGUUACCAGAAAUUGGUAAAAAAUAAAACCUCCCUAACACUAA